Messenger RNA from Wasmannia auropunctata (little fire ant), 3132 nucleotides. RefSeq names its product DNA repair protein complementing XP-C cells (gene Xpc). Gene Ontology annotation, cellular component: cytoplasm; XPC complex; nucleotide-excision repair factor 2 complex. The transcript has 6 exons. Bases 193 to 2877 code for a protein of 894 amino acids. Gene Ontology annotation, biological process: mismatch repair; nucleotide-excision repair. Gene Ontology annotation, molecular function: single-stranded DNA binding; damaged DNA binding. NCBI's taxonomy places the organism in Eukaryota, Metazoa, Arthropoda, Insecta, Hymenoptera, Formicidae. The record is from RefSeq and is a predicted model, not a curated record.
AUGUGUCCUCGCGUCCUUUGUCACACACGUGCAGUGCGUCCUCGCUGUUUUCACAUUGUUGUGUACAAAUUCAUCUAUAUAAUAUAAAUUGUCACGACUUCGUGUCAGGCAGUCAAUCUUUGCUAAAUUGCGUUAUAAGGAAAAUCAAUUUGACAGGCAGAGACAAGACUUGCGGCAGGAUAACGCUAAAAUAUGAGUGAUUCCGACGAUGACAGUUCCGACAGCAGCAACGAUUUCGCCGGUAUCACGCCGAAGGACGAGCUGACAGCGAGUUUCUUCUCGAUAAAACCGGCGACGAAGCCUAACCUCGUGGACUCGCGGAACAGCAGCGAGGACGAGAGCAGCGACGACGAAAAUUUCGCGAGCGUGCCCGAGAACAAUGGCAUCGAGCUGUUCUCCGAGGUGGUCAAGAAUCUGGAAGCCUCGCAGAGGAGGGCUUCUGUCAACGACGAGGAGCCCGAGCAGCACUCCUCCAGGAGCGACGGCGCACGGGUCGUAAAAGAAGUCAAAGCGGAAAAGAAGGAGAAUAUAUCGGACGAGAUAAACGCCGUCUUGCUCCAAGGGGAAAGCGGAACGCAUGCGUUUCGCGAGGAUAACGGAGACACGAGCAGCGACGAGAGGGAAGAGGAGGAUGUUAAACGUCCCGAGGAUUAUACCAUACCUAAGGAAGGGGUCAAGAUAACUUUGCCAGGCACGAACGUGGUUUUCAAAAAGAAGCCGGGCAGCAAGAAGGAGUCGGAUCUGGCUGCGCUUCUGCGAAGGAAAUUAAAAGCUAAUCAGAUUAUUAUAGAAAAAGCAGCUAGACUUUGUUGGUUGGCCUAUGGAUUUCACUUAAAUCGUCAAGCGAACGAUCCUGAGAUAAUGGCAACAGCGGUGUCGCUCGUCUCGACAAAAAAUUAUCCAAAGGAUAACUUCAAUUUGGAAUAUCUGGCAAAAUUCACGAAAUGGUUUAAAAAUGUAUUUACAAUAGAGUCUAGCGAUAAUCAAGUCAUUGUAGAUAAGGAGACAUUGUUAAAAAGGCUCGCGGAGAAGAAAAUUUACAAUUACAGAGAAUUGGUAAUAUUGUACGUGGCAAUACUGAGAGGUAUUGGCUUACAUUGUCGAUUAGUAGUGUCUCUCAAUCCACCGCUUGUAAAAGCUUCUAAUGAAUUACUGCCUAAAACAACGAAAAAAGAUGAUAAAAUUAAAGACGAAACAAAGGAAACAAAAACGAAAAGAGCGUCUUCUAAGAAAGAUAAGAAGAAUGUUGAGGAUAAGAAGAAGGACUCAAAGAAAGAUCUCAAAGAUAACAGUGUAGUGCAGAAUGACGAAAGUGCACGAAGAAACGCUAAUACGGAAGCGAAGAAAAGGGCGGCAGAGAUUCUUCGUUCAAAGUACUCGUACAGUAAGAAAAACAAAGACAAGUUAAAUAGCAAUACACCUGCGCAAGAUAAUGCUUCUACGUCCAAAAAUAUAGAAGCAGCUUCCACAAGCUCAAAAAAAACAGAGCCUGGUCCAUCUCCAAGGCGUUUACGAUCUAGUAGGCUACAUAAUACUGUAUCUACUUCAACCAAACAACAGAAGAGUACCAAGCUCUCAGAAGAUAAUCAAUCCAAGACAAGAAAUUCCAAGAGACAAUCGCGAAGUAGUAGUUCGAGUUCCGAGGACGACGACGAACCGCCUAGCAAAUCAAAAAAGAAAUGCAGUAAUACAAAUAAAACAACUGUUAAAUCUAAGGGAAAGAAUAAGAAAAAGGCUCAAACGUCGACAGAUGACGAAGAAACGGAUAACAAAUUGAAAAAGAGACAAGAUGUAUGGGCCGAGGUAUAUGUGGAAUCUAAAGCAAGCUGGAUAAGCAUAAAUGUUAUGGAUGGAAAUGUGGAUUGUGUGACUGAAAUAUAUAAAAAAACAACCAAGCCAGUAUUAUAUGUAAUAGCUUAUAAUUCCGAAAGAUUAAUAAAGGAUGUCACAAGACGUUACUGUCCGCAGUGGCUUUCCGUUACACGUAAGCAGCGUAUUGAUGAGAAAUGGUGGAUUGAGACUUUAACUUAUUGGCAGGAAAGAGAGACGGCUAUGUCUAAACAGGAAGAUGAAUUACUAUUGCAAAAGGAAUUGGAGCAACCAUUGCCUAAAACCGUCGGCGAGUGCAAAGGGCAUCCAUUAUACGUUCUCGUCAGGCAUUUGCUCAAAUACGAAGCUUUGUAUCCACCGGAUUGUGUACCAUUAGGACAUUUAAAAACGGGCGAAGCUAUUUAUUCGCGCUAUUGCGUGCACACGCUGUGUUCACGGGAGACCUGGCUAAAGAAAGCUCGGGUAGUUAAGCCGAAGCAGGAGCCUUACAAGAUAGUUAAAGCGCUUCCAAAAUAUGACAAGCUUUCAGGUAUGAGAAUUAAGGACUCUGCAUUGGAACUGUUCGGAGAAUGGCAGACUACCGACUACAUUCCCCCAGAGGCUAAGGAUGGUAUUGUACCCCGUAAUGAAUAUGGAAAUGUGGAUUUAUUUAAGAAAUGUAUGCUCCCGAAAGGCACGGUGCACAUAAUCCUUCCAGGAUUGAAUCGCAUCGCGCGGAAAUUGAACAUAGAUUGUGCGACUGCUGUAGUGGGUUUCAAUUUCGGUUGCAUGGGCGCUGUGCCAGCCAUUGAGGGCUACGUCGUGUGCGCCGAAUACGAAGACACAUUACGAGAAGCUUGGGAAACGGAACAAAUUGAAGCAGCCAAACGAGCUGCCGAGAAAGCGAGGAAAAAGGUCUAUACCAAUUGGAGAAAGCUUAUCAAAGGUUUACUCAUAAGGGAGAAACUGUUGAAAAAAUACGAAUUCAAGGAUGAAUCGAAGACGGACCAGUCGAACAAACGUCCAAAAUCACAAAAGGGUGCCGUGAAAAAGUCUAGAGCACAAUAAAAUAUGUAUAUAAUAUGUUAUUCUUUAUAUACACAUUAAUUUGGAAAUACAUAUUAUGUUGAAUUAAGCAUUAUUUGAAUUGAAUGCCAUAAAAACUUUUGAAGAAUUGACACUCAUUGUUAAAAUAGAUUUUUCAUAUAAUGUUCGAUAUGUAAUGUAUAAAGCUCCAUAUUUGAUAUUAUUUUGAUAUUUAUUCAUUCGUAUGAUUUGUACCGCUGUGAACAUUUUUGCAUAAAUUAAAUUAUUUUUAUAGCA